Messenger RNA from Cloeon dipterum, 975 nucleotides. It is a transcript of the gene CIAPIN1, whose product is annotated as cytokine induced apoptosis inhibitor 1. Gene Ontology annotation, molecular function: iron-sulfur cluster binding. Bases 89 to 886 code for a protein of 265 amino acids. The record is from RefSeq and is a predicted model, not a curated record. Gene Ontology annotation, biological process: iron-sulfur cluster assembly. The transcript has 2 exons. Lineage: Eukaryota; Metazoa; Arthropoda; Insecta; Ephemeroptera; Baetidae. Gene Ontology annotation, cellular component: cytoplasm.
AAGCGAAGUCUAGGAAUAAUCCGAAUAAUCCAGAAUUGAGUUUCCAUUAACAUUUUGAAACUUUGCUGGUACAAAAUUCAAUAGCGAGAUGGACUCUUUGAAAAGUGGGGAAUCUACUCUGCUACUCUGGAACGACAGUGAAAGAUCCAGCGACGAUUGUCAGAGGAUAUCGCAGAAGCUUUCAGAAAAAGUUGGAACAGAAAGUCUAUUGAACCCGUCGUCAAACUCUACCACCCAAUUAGAAGCCAACAAAUUCGAAACAGUGGUUCUCUCCAAGGUGCUGAUAUCUCCGUUGAAUUCUGUGGAAAACAUCAAACUCCUGGCUGACAUCUCCCGCAUCCUCAAACCAAACGGCAAGCUCAUCGUCCUGCAGCCAAAGUCAGAAGACCUGGAAUCGACCCUGGUGCUAUCCGGCUUCAACAACCCCACCGUCAGUUCCAACCCUGCUUUUGGCGACUGCUUUGAAAUCAUCAGCACAAAACCUUCGUUUGAGAUUGGCAGUUCGAAAAAGCUCAACCUUGAUGCGCUGGCUGUGUGGGAUGCCGUGCAGAAGGAGGGUGGCAAACCCGAGGACAUCAUUGACCCAGACCAGCUGGUUGAUGACGAGGACUUUGCCAAGCCAGAUGCUGCCUCGCUGAUGGUGUGCGGCACCACAGGCAAAAAGACUCCAUGCAAAAACUGCAGCUGCGGUCUGGACAAAGUCGUGGCGGCCAAGAGCGCUGGGGACAAGCCGCCCGCGCCCCAGGAGCAGCCCAAGUCGUCCUGCGGCAGCUGCUACCUGGGAGACGCGUUCCGCUGCGCCUCAUGCCCCUACCUCGGCAUGCCGGCCUUCAAACCUGGUGAGAAGGUUACACUCAGCGCCAGCAUGCUGCAGGACGACAUUUAAGUUCCAUCCAUAUGUCUACUAUUUAAAUGGGCCCACUAGAUGUACUGUCAAUUUGGUUAUAUCAAAUAGUAAAUAAAACUUUAAAAAUA